Molecule: messenger RNA, 489 nt
Organism: Dictyostelium discoideum AX4
Lineage: Eukaryota; Evosea; Eumycetozoa; Dictyosteliales; Dictyosteliaceae
Product: osmotically inducible family protein
Exons: 2
Coding region: 1-489 (162 amino acids)
Biological process (GO): cellular oxidant detoxification; response to oxidative stress
Molecular function (GO): peroxidase activity
Source: RefSeq, a predicted model, not a curated record
AUGAGCAUUAGUAAUAAAAUUAUUGGAUCAGCUAAAUCCAUUUGGGGAAAAGGUGGAUUUUUUAAAGGUACAGGUACAGUUUCUAGUACAUCAUCAAAAGCAUUCAGUGUUGGAUUAGAAACGCCAGCAUCUGCUAAAAACUUUAUUUUAAAUUCUCCAAAUAAAUAUACUGAUAAUGAAAACAAUACAAACCCAGAAGAAUUAUUAUGUGCAUCACAUUCAGCAUGUUUAGCUAUCACAUUUUCAAGUAUUUUAGGUAAACAUAAAUAUGAAGCAACACAUAUUGAAGCAGAUGCAAAAUGUACAAUGGAAAUAACACCAAGUGGAUUCGUUGUAACUAAUAUUGAUUUAACAUUAAAUGCAACCAUACCAAAUAUUGAAAAUGAAAAAUUUCAAGAAUUGGCAUUAAUUGCAAAAGAUGCAUGUCCAAUUUCAAAAUUAAUGAAUGGAAAUGUUAAAGUUUCUUUAAAAUCAACUUUAAAUAAUUAA